Colletotrichum costaricense is the source of this 375-nucleotide messenger RNA. RefSeq lists its product as uncharacterized. The record is from RefSeq and is a predicted model, not a curated record. The coding region runs from base 1 to 375 and encodes 124 amino acids. The transcript has a single exon. NCBI's taxonomy places the organism in Eukaryota, Fungi, Ascomycota, Sordariomycetes, Glomerellales, Glomerellaceae.
AUGCUUCUCAAACCAAAGCUCACGGUUCACCUAGAAAGUACAGGCUACGGUCCCUCAUCGGCCCUUGUCGCCCAAGGGCCAACACCGACGAGCCCUGCCCUACCCUGCCAUCCGGAUCCUGUCCACCCCUCCAUUUUUGGUCUGGUGCUCUGUGCGUCUAGCUUGCACUGCACCUCAACCCGCGCACCAAAGCACAUCAGACGGGACGGCAUUCUGUGCCUAUCAUCGGCUGCUGCACAAGACUGGAGCAUCACCCUGCGACUUCGCACCAUGCAGUCCUUAAGCAGUAUGCAAUACUCCCUCCUCUACCAUUCGCCCAAGGCCAAGGCUUCACCACCUCGUGGUCCGGACCUGGCCGAGGAGAAAAGUGAUUGA